Messenger RNA from Plectropomus leopardus (leopard coralgrouper), 3549 nucleotides. The record is from RefSeq and is a predicted model, not a curated record. NCBI's taxonomy places the organism in Eukaryota, Metazoa, Chordata, Actinopteri, Perciformes, Serranidae.
UUUUCACCACUUUCUGAGCCGAAAAAGAGAGAGGGAGACCCGUCCGCCCGUCGGCGGCUGGAGCGGAGCAGACGCUGACGCUGUGUGAAUGUCCAGCAUAUACAACUGACAGCCACCAUGUCAGGUCUAACACAACAGAGUGGCAGCCUGCAGGGUCUGGAUGAGGCGGAUAUUCUGGACCCAGAGUUUCAGCAGCGUUUGGAAGACGCUCGCACCCUGCUCAGGCAGGAGAUCCAGCGGGAGCUGAAGAUCAAGGAGGCCGCCGAGAGACUACGGAGGGCCGUCACCAAUCGCAAGAGCGCAGCUGACGUGGAGGGCCAACUCAAGGCCUCGAGUCGCAAGCUGGACAAGUUGCACUGGGAGCUGCAGGAGCUCAAUGCCAGGUCUAUGGCCACAGAGAAGGACAGCACCACAGGUUGCUCGGAGCAGGAAGACAACCUGUCGACAGAGUCGUGUCAGUGGGAAGAGGCCACAUCACCAGUGGCCAGUCGAGUCAGAACCCUGAAGAAACAGCUCACCAUGGAGACCAAAGUCAAACAGGGUGCUGAGAACAUGAUCCAGACUUACACCAACAGCUCAGUCAAGGACAGGAAGAUGAUGUCUACAGCCCAGCAGAUGUUACAGGACAGUCGCACUAAGAUUGAGCUCCUGCGCAUGCAGAUUAUCAAAGUCAGUCAAGGCAGAGACGUGAUGGACGGCUCACACGGUAACCCUGGAGAUAUGAUCAGUCCUCUGGAGCUGCGGGUGGCUGACCUCAAGCACCACAUGAGGAUUGAAUCCGCUGUUGCAGAAGGUGCCAAAAAUGUGGUGAAGCAGCUGAGCGGAAAUAAAGUCCAGGACCGACGCAUCCUUGCAGAGGCCCAAGCACGGAUGCAAGAGUCCUCUCAGAAGGUGGAAUUGUUAAGCCUUUCUCUGGAGAGGCGUUUAAGUGAGCUGCCUCAGGAUCAUCCCAAAUAUGCUGCCAUCAAGGAGGCGCUCAUGUUAAGAAGCUCACCCUCCUACGGGAUACCAAAGAAGCAAUCAAACAAUCCAUCUCCUUCUUCUUCCUUCCUCCUCAAACCAGCCAGUCUAACAGGUCGCUUGGAGGUGUGUUUGAUGGGCUGCCAGGACCUUUUGGAGUCGGUUCCGGGCCGUGGUCGUGUGCCCAGUGACUCAGAUGGAAAGUCUCUGAAGGUGAGAGCCGGCCUAUCAGGACGUAGCACCAAUGGCAAGACAACCAAGGCUGAUGAGCUGUCCUCGGAGAUAAGUGCUGUGCUGAAGGUGGACAACAGGAUCGUGGGGCGCACACACUGGAGACAGCUGGGCAAAGAGGCCUGGGGGCAGAGCUUCAGCAUCGAACUGGAACGGUCCAGGGAGCUGGAAAUUGCUGUGUACUGGAGAGACUGGCGAGCGCUAAGUGGAUUGAAGUUCCUGCGGCUUGAGGAUUUCCUGGAUAACCAUCGACACGGCAUGUGUCUGCAGCUGGAGCCUCAGGGCAUCCUCUUCAUCGAGGUGACAUUUAUCAAUCCUGUCAUUGAGCGGCGCUCCAAACUCCAGAGGCAGAGGAGGAUAUUUCCUAAAGCAAAAGGGAAGGACUUCCUGCGUGCUGCCCAGAUGAACAUGAACUUUGCCACUUGGGGCCGUUUGAUGAUGAGCAUCCUGCCUCCCUGCAGCUCCCUGGAACCCAUGAGCCCUCCAUUAACGGGCCCUAACACUAGCCCCCCAUCAUCCACCACUUCCCCGCUACGAGAACCUGCCGCAGUGAAUCUAAAUCUUACAGAAGAACAACCCGGCAGAUCUCCACAGCGCACGAGAAAGAACACUAAAGACUCUCCACUGAGUCCUGCUGAGAACAAGAGCCCAAAGCCCAAACGACAGCCCUCGACCCAUACACCCCCACUCAACGAACUACUAAAGUUGGAAGACUUCAACUGCAUUUCAGUCCUGGGGAGAGGUCACUUUGGUAAGGUGCUGCUAGCAGAGUACAAGAAGUCUGGCAAACUGUACGCCAUCAAAGCCCUGAAGAAAGGAGACAUCGUGACACGGGACGAAGUUGACAGCCUCAUGUGUGAGAAGAGGAUCUUUGAAGUGAUCAACACCUCGCAGCAUCCUUUCCUGGUGAACCUGUACGGCUGCUUCCAGAGUGCAGACCACGUGUGCUUUGUGAUGGCCUACUCCCCCGGAGGAGACCUCAUGACGCACAUUCACACCAGCAUCUUCACUGAGAAACAGGCCUGGUUUUAUUCGUCCUGUGUGCUGCUCGGCCUGGAGUUUCUGCACCAAAACAAAAUAGUUUAUAGGGAUCUGAAGCUGGAUAACCUGUUAAUGGAUGCAGAUGGUUAUGUCAGGAUAGCAGACUUCGGCUUGUGCAAAGAAGGUAUGGGCCACGGGGACCGCACCUCAACAUUCUGUGGCACACCAGAGUUUUUGGCCCCGGAGGUGCUGACGGACAACAACUACACCCGCUGUGUGGACUGGUGGGGGUUUGGGGUCCUCAUCUAUGAGAUGCUGGUGGGCGAGUCUCCUUUCCCAGGUGAUGAUGAAGAAGAGGUGUUUGACAGCAUCGUCAACGAUGACGUACGCUACCCUCGCUUUCUCUCCCCCGAGGCUGUGUCCCUCAUUCAAAAGCUGCUGCAGAAAAAUCCUGAGACGAGACUUGGAGGAGGAGAGGAAGACGCCUCGGCGAUCAAAAGACACAAAUUCUUUCAGGGAAUGGACUGGGGCGCUCUCCUGGCCAAAAAGAUCAAGCCUCCCUUCCUGCCGGUAAUCAAAGCGCUGAAGGACGUCAGCAACUUCGACGAAGAGUUCACCCGUCUGAAGCCGGUCCUCACCCUCCCCCGGACGCCUUGCGUCCUCACCGCCGAGCAACAAGAAAUCUUUGCUGACUUUGACUUCUCUUUCAUGAGAUGACCAGAAACAACAGUCCUGCCUUUUUCAUGUCCACACAGUCCCACAUCUUUCAGGUUCACAUCGUCUCUGUGGUAACUGCGACACACCACAAAGUCCUUCAGACCCUCAGAGAGGAGCGACAGGCUGCAGCCACGCUCACUUUGCUGGACUGGCUCAGUUAGCUAACUUUUUAAGAUUUUUUUUUGUUUAUGCCAAACUGAUUUUGAAGUAUUCUAUGCCAACUGUUUCUAUCAUCAAGCUGUAGGAUCAAACAGCUGAACAUGUGCUCUUAAAUUAUGAAAUAUCACCAGUGCAAUAUUUUUACCACCGGACAUUGUUCAGUGAUGUUCCGAAAUUCAGCACAGAACUGCCCUAUCUAUCCAAAGUACUACACUGUAAAUAUUUGUAAUCUUAAUGAAGAAAAUUGACUCUGAAGGCCAAAGCAUCGAAUGCACCUUUUUCUAUUUAAUAUAGCCAUUAUACGUCCAUCUGCUGUUAUCCUCUUAUUAUGUUGUUGGGGUGUAUUAUACUGUGAGUUCUUUUGUAGAUUUCUCAGUCAGUACAAUUGUUAUUUUAAAGUAAUGCUAUCUUGAAGAUUAUGAUCAAACCAGCCUAUAUGUAAAGUUUAAACUGCAUGAAGAAAAAUAUGAAUGAAUAAACUGAUAUCUGCUGGACUCUGAA